Molecule: messenger RNA, 861 nt
Organism: Pteronotus mesoamericanus
Lineage: Eukaryota; Metazoa; Chordata; Mammalia; Chiroptera; Mormoopidae
Product: mas-related G-protein coupled receptor member G-like
Exons: 1
Coding region: 1-861 (286 amino acids)
Biological process (GO): G protein-coupled receptor signaling pathway
Cellular component (GO): membrane
Molecular function (GO): G protein-coupled receptor activity
Source: RefSeq, a predicted model, not a curated record
AUGUUUGGGCUCUGGAGGACCUUCACCAACGUGGUUUUCUACGUCACCCUGGCCGUCGGCCUCGGGGGGCUGGUGGGCAACGGGCUGGUGCUCUGGCACCUGGGCCUCCACAUCAAGAAGGGCCCCUUCUCCGUCUACGCCCUGCACCUGGCCGCCGCGGACUUCCUCUUCCUCGCCUGCCAGGUGGCCUUCUCCAUCGUGCAGGCCGCCCUGGGCUCCCAGGACACCCUCUACUUCAUCGUCACCUUCGUGGGGUUCGCCGCGGGGCUCUGGCUGCUGGCGGCCUUCAGCCUGGAGCUCUGCCUGUCCGAGGUCUUCCCCGCCUGCUAUGAGAGCUGCCGCCCCAGGCACCUGUCGGCCGUCCUGUGCAGCCUGCUCUGGGCGCUGACCCCGCCGGCCGUGCUGCUGCCCGCCAACGCCUGCGGCCUGCUGCGCACCAGCAUGCGCCUGGGGGCCUGCGUGCGCUCCCACGCGGCCAGCGUCAUCUGGCUGCUGUCCCUGGCCGGCGUGGCUUGUGGGGCCGGGCUCGUCCUGGCGCUCUGGGUGGCCUGCUGCUCCCGGCGCCCGCGGCCCCGCUUCUACGGCGCCGUGCUGGGCUCGGGGCUGCUGCUCUUCCUCUGCGGCCUGCCCUACGUCCUCUACUGGAGCCUGCGGCCCCUCCUCAACCUCCUGUUGCCCCUGUUCCGCCCGCUGGCCACCCUCCUGGCCUGCAUUCACGCCAGCUGCAGGCCCCUCAUCUACCUCACUGUGGGCCGGCAGCCGGGAAAACGCCAGCCGCUGCGGGCCGUCCUCCAAAGGGCCCUGGGGCACGGGGCCCAGCCGGAGCCGAGGGCACCGCCCCUGCCCAUGGACGCCAUAUAG